UUUGCUGUUACAUUCACAGGCUGAGAAGAUGAAGCACACACUGGUGGCUGUGCUUUUCCUCAUGCAUGGCAUGAGUGCUGUGGGUGUGACAACAGCAGCAGCAGGAGCGACUGCACAUCUCAGUACGAUGCUUCCAUAUCUGACUCAGCCUAGGACCAUGAAUGGUGAAUUGAGCUCUUCCCCAAAGCUCUUUGCCAAUGUGUCCGGCUCUGUGAAUGAUGAGGGAACUUGUCAGUGCUCCGUGUACUUGCCAGAUACCACCUUUCCAGUGCAGAAGGUUGAGCAAUUGGAAAUUAUAACCACAACGCUCUCACAGAAGUUUGAGGCAGAGCUUUCUAAAGUUAGGGAGUACUCAGAAAAAAUUGAACUGUAUCAGCAGCAAAUCCUCAAUCUAACCAUCAGAGUGCAGCAAGUGGAGACGGGUGGCAUAUCUUACACAGAGCUGGACUUCCAGUUACUGAAAGUGGAAAUCAGUGACCUAGAGAGACUGGUCACUCAGCUGAAACCCAGCCUUGUUGGAAGCAGUGCCAUCGUUGAGCAAAUAUAUUUGGAGAUCACUAAUCUGACUAUACUAGUAAGUGAACUAGAGUCACUGGACAAAAACAACGUCCUUGCAAUUCGUCGACAAAUUGUGUCUCUGCAGAAUCGAUUGAAAGAGUGUGAAGAGAAUGCAACCAAAAUUCCAUCACCCCCUUAUUUCCCACCAGGUACCUGCAUUCACCGUGGACUGAUGAAUGUUAGCCAGCCUUAUGUUGCCAAGCUGAACUGGAGAGGAUUUUCCUACAAAUAUGGAUCCUGGGGUAGAGAUUACUAUCCCUCUGACCCAGAGAAGGAAGUCUAUUGGGUUGCACCAUUGAACACCGAGGGGAGAUACUUAGAAUACUUCAGAAUUUAUAGAUCCUUUGAUGAUCUGCUGCUGUUUAAAUCCAUGUAUGAAAGGAGAAUAACAUACGGGGAAGGAAGUGGUGCUGCCCUUUAUAAAAAUCAUUUGUACUAUCAUGCUUAUGGUUCGAGUUCUAUGGUGAAGCACGAUAUAAAAACAAACACGCAGGUUUUGAAGAAGGGUCUUCCAGGUGCUGCUGUUGGUAACCGCUUCUCUUAUGCAGGAGUAGCAUGGCAGGACAUAGAUUUUGCUGUGGAUGAAAGUGGGUUAUGGGUAAUAUAUUCAACUGAAAAUAACGUGGGCAACAUUGUGAUUAGCAAGCUCAAUGAGACCACACUUGAUGUGCUAAAUACUUGGCAGACAAGACAGUACAAGCCAUCUGUUUCCAAUGCUUUCAUGAUAUGUGGUGUUCUUUAUGCCACAAGGCCAUUGAACACUAAGAAGGAGGAGAUCUUCUACAUGUAUGACACAAGUACUGGUCAAGAAGGUAGAAUUAGUAUCAUUAUGGAUAAAAAGUUAGAUACAAUCCAGAGUAUUGAUUAUAGCCCCACAGAUCAGAAGCUGUAUGUUUACAGUGAUGGUUACCUUGUAAGAUAUGAUGUGAUUUUUCAGGCUUAGCACCUCAGGGACAUAUGAUAAAACUGGCAGCAGUCAAUAUGAGAAAUCCAAUCGAUCUUUAGACAAUUCUACUGCCAGUUCAGAGUUCAUCUGGUCUGAUGUACUGCAUGUGAGGGCAUCAUACAGGUACUUACCUGGAUUGCCCACUCUGACCACUAAUAUUGCUGGCAGCAGUUGGCACUACAGGGUUUUUUAGGUUUUGCUUGGUGUUUAUUGGUGCUUAGUGCUUUACAAUUGUCCUGUCUCUGGGGGUAGAUUUAGUGCAUCGAUUUAGUGCUUUUUCUUUGUAGAAAUAGCUGGGCACAGACUAUCUGGUGACUGAGUAGCUAAUUACCCACUGAUUUGCAUUUGUCAGAGCAACACAGGCAAGGCACUCAGAAACAGAAUGUAUUUCCACUGAUCUUCAUCAGAGUGAAAUGAGGCCUCAGAGAAAUUAGUUCAAGGAUUAAAACAGAUUAGGAAGAAGACUUAGUCAGAAGACAGCAAUCCAUUUGUUAGUUGGAAGCAGUAGUAUCUGGCUCAAGGCUUCAGGAAGGAGGGUAAAAAUGCACUUUGCUGUGUGAGUCCUACCACAGGAAGGGAAGACAAGCCAUUGAGGAAGGGACAGGGCUCACUGUCCUCGACAGCAGUGAUGCAGUGGGACAGUGGCCCCUGGCCCCACCUAUAGCUGCUUCCAAGCAGUUCAACACUCUCCCUAGCUGCCACGCUACCAGGCUGCUUUACCGGAGUGCUUGUGGAAGCAAAACUGGCAGUAUGGUUUUCAUCAGUUUUCCCUUCUGUCCUGUGCUGCUUCCCUUGCUAAUUCUGUGUAUCUAAACAGGCCCUAGGAAUGGUCUUGCUACAAUCUAGCUAUAGACUCCAUUUUCCAGCCUGUGCAGAGGAAAGAACACUGUUUUCCUUUACUUUAUGCAUUUCUUAGUUUAUGCAAACUCUCCCAUUGACUUUAUUUGCCAUGAGUGGCUCUUGGUGUAUAUAAUACAUUGCCAUAGAAUAACAGAUGUGUUAUUUGAUGUGCCUUUUUUCAAAAUAUUUGUCAUUCUGUAAUUAGAUUCUUGAGAGCCUUUUUAAUCUAGGCUCCUAUUUGUUCCCUGGGUAAUUCUGUCUUACAGCAAAGUAAGAGGUCUUGCGGAAAGCAUGAGUAGUCUGGUCAAACUAGUUGAAUAUAUGAUGUGGUUUUCAUUUUUUUAAUGGGUAUUAUGUGGUAGUUUCUGAAUAUGUGUACUGUAACAAUGUCUUAUUUCAUCAUGUCAGAAAGCAAGUUAAUACACUGAAAUUCAGAGCUUGGAAUUGACAGAGAAAGCAGUUCAUUUGGUUCAUUUUAUUCUGUUACAUAUGCAACCAUGUCUGUGUCUUCUGAUAAUCAAAAUCAACAUGUAUGCAAAUGAUUAUUUUUGUAUUAAUAAAAAACUGUUUUCAAAGAA
This is a messenger RNA of Oenanthe melanoleuca, 2922 nucleotides long. It is a transcript of the gene OLFM4, whose product is annotated as olfactomedin 4. Lineage: Eukaryota; Metazoa; Chordata; Aves; Passeriformes; Muscicapidae. The coding region runs from base 29 to 1501 and encodes 490 amino acids. Gene Ontology annotation, biological process: signal transduction. The transcript has 6 exons. The record is from RefSeq and is a predicted model, not a curated record.